UGUCUUUAAUAUUGCCAUACAGACAGAGAGGCAAAGGGUUAGUCAGAUUUAUGUAUCUGUUUGUGUGCAUAGAUUUACCUGUUGAAUUCCUGUCUGCCAGGAUUUAUGCACCCUCAGACUCUCAUCAUGAAGAGCGAAAAGGUAGCUUUUUGUUAUGCAAUACCAAAAAAGGGGAGGAGAGCGAUCCCCUGUUUCCUGGGCUUCCCCUUUUCUCCUGUACACGGCCAAGGAAGAAGGGCUCGGACUGCCCUGCAACUCAGGUUCGACGGUCGUCUCAUACCCGAGAGGCCACGUUGCUCCCGCUUAGCAACAGUAACUAAGGGCUGCGUAGGAAGAGAAAGGGGUCGAAGAAGAGGGAACGUAGCGCAUGCGCAUACUCAGUGAAGCCCUGAGUCUGGAAAGGGAGAGGUUGACUAUCGGGCCUUUGGGUCAGGGCUGUUUCCUAUCCACCCCUCCUAUGCUCGUGAAAGGAGGAGGGGCGAAUGUAAGUUAUUGGAAUAUCCCAUGCGCCUCUCUGCAGGGGCGAAGUCAGCCGUAGCCUGCAAACUGGGUGUUAGUUGCUAACAAUAUGCCUACCUUGGACCCAGAGCAACUGUUGAUCAGGGAAAUGAGAGAGGAUGAAGCACCCAUUGUUUUGGAACUUCUGAAGGAUGGAUUCAAAGAUACAGAGAACCGCUUGAUACUUUAUGUGCUGACACGGCCACUAGCCUUGUUACUGAUGGCAGUUGUGAGCAGUGGACUGCGCUUCUUCCUGAACUCCUUUGUGGUGGCCCUCGUGCUGCCGGUACUCCUCACUGUAGUGGCUCUGAAACUUCUACUGUGGCGCUCACCAGACCUCAAACACCUGCAUGCCUAUUACAGCACAAGCCAUCGUGGGCUGUGGGUGGCUGUGUAUGAUGAUGAUGAUGUGUGCGGCUGUGUGGCUUUGGAACCUCUUGAUGGAGAGCCACGCACUGCUGAGCUCAAGCGCUUGGCUGUCAGCCGAUGGUACCGGCGCUCUGGUGUGGGUCGGUGCCUCCUUGGCUUUCUGGAGGCACAGGCUCGUGCACAGGGCUUCCGAUUCCUGGUGGCCCAGGUCUCCGUGGUGGCCAAGGCUGCUCUUGGGCUCUUUGAGAGCACUGGCUAUAGUGUGAGUGGUGGGCGCCCAUGGCUGGGUUACACUGUUCAACAAGAGUUCAGCAAAGAGCUUUAGCAACUGUGUCUACUAGUUUGGCACCAAGCUGCUAGGCAUGAGAGCACAUGUUUUUGAAUAAUUUUGUCCUUGAACAAAGAAAACAGAGUUCCAGAAACAGACUCUAGUUAACAAGGCAUCUCCAGGUCCUAAGCAGUAGUUACUGUUAACAUGGUUUCUGCUUAGAAAACAAAGUGUGGCUGCAAAGCAGAUCAGGAUAAAGGAUUGUUUGUGCCUUCUCCCUAGUCUGGCAUGGCAAUCAAACUCUAUGUCAUUUGGGAUUUCUGUCCCAGAUUAUUCACUCACAUUGGGAACAGGAACUGAGGCUCAUUCUCUGUGUCCUCUUUUGGAAUCAGACAAAGUAACUCCUCCAUUUUAUACAAAGGGAACACCAAAUUCUGUCAAUUGGGAAAAUUUGUGCAUGUGUAUGUAUAUAUACACACAGUCGCAGAGGAUGUACGAAAAGUCAGGCCUCAUAGACCAUUUAUUAUAUAAAUUACAUUAAAUGUUCAAAUUGGUUGCCCUUUUCUCCUGAACCCUUCCUUACAGGUAGUCCU
This is a messenger RNA of Python bivittatus (Burmese python), 1728 nucleotides long. Its product is annotated as putative N-acetyltransferase 14. Lineage: Eukaryota; Metazoa; Chordata; Lepidosauria; Squamata; Pythonidae. Gene Ontology annotation, cellular component: nucleoplasm. Gene Ontology annotation, molecular function: N-acetyltransferase activity; DNA-binding transcription repressor activity, RNA polymerase II-specific; RNA polymerase II cis-regulatory region sequence-specific DNA binding. Gene Ontology annotation, biological process: negative regulation of transcription by RNA polymerase II; regulation of cytokine production; regulation of immune system process. The record is from RefSeq and is a predicted model, not a curated record.